AGCGCAAUAUGAAGGCGGAGUCAAACAGUAGCUCCUCUCAAUAAAUCCAUAUUUUCUGAAAUGACACAAUACUCUAAGGCUAUUUGUUAACUUGUCCAUGACCAUAUAGGCCUAACCAAGCGUAAGAUAAUUUCCCCCACAAUCCGAUUAUUUUUCAGUGUAUGGUAAAUUACGAUACUUUACCCCCAACCGUGCAAGUGAGAGAUGAAAAGUUACUUCGUUCUCGAUUGAAAUAUCACAGAAUUUCCAGAAAUCAAGUCAAACUGCAUAUCAUCAUGUGGCCCGAUAUUUUCUAUUUAGUUGUGUUUAGUUUAAUUGGCCAUCAUGCUUUUGCAUCAGCAAAUUGUCCCCUAGAUGAAUACAGAGUGGGAAUCGAAUGUUGCCCUUCAUGCCCGCCUGGAUGGCUUGUUGAAAAGGACUGCGCAGAGAGAAGCAUGACAAAGUGCUCAAUGUGCCCCGGUGGUACUUUCCAAGCAGGCCGUAAUAAACUGAAACAAUGCUCUACCUGUACAAAGUGUGACGCAGGUCUCGGCCUGAAGGAGAAGAAGUCUUGUUCAUCAACAUCAGAUGCUGAGUGUGAGGUCCUGGAUGGAUUCUUCUGUAGUGACUCUAACAGAGGUGGAUGUAGGACCGCUCAGAGACACAUGGUUUGCAGUCCUGGUCAAUACAACGGUCAAAGAGGAGCAGCAGAUAAAGACACAGAGUGCCUUCCAUGUGCUGAUGGAACAUUCUCAGAUGGCACAUCAUCGUCUUGCCAGCCCCACACAAGAUGUGAAUCUGUGGGACUGGAACUGAUGAAACCAGGAACUGAUUCAACUGAUUCUGAAUGUGGAGAACACACACAAGUACUGAAGGCAGUAAUAUCAGGGACCCUCUUAAUAGGAAUCUUCACUGUGCUGUUCAUGGGUUACUGUUGGAGAUAACAGACAAUAGUUAGGCAUCAACACGUCCUGCAACGCCUUCUCAUCUUGAAUAUGAUGAGUGACUUAUUUAUCUGACUGAUUAUCUUUUUUGCAAUAUCAAGUAUGCUUAAAGGCAGCGUGUUCUUUAUCCUGCAAUAUGCACUAUUUAAUAUAUUGUUGAAAAUUAUUUUUACAAAAAUCCCCAACCAGUGGUAAGCUGAUUUAUUUUUGUAAGCUACGCGUUUCGCUGUUGCUUCGUCAGGUACACUCUUCUUGGGAUACUGUGAAUUUGAUGAAUAUAGCUCUCUGACAUGUAUAAGUAUGGAGUUAGCUUCUAUAUAUUUUUUUGUAUUUGUAUUUUUCCAGUACAUUAUAUUUUCCUAUAGUGUAUUCCUAACCUGUAAUAUGUAUGUAUGUAUGUAUGUAUGUAUGUAUGUAUGUAUGUAUGUAUGUAUGUCUGUCUGUCUGUCUGUCUGUCUGUCUGUCUGUCUGUCUGUCUGACUCUCUGUCUGUCUGACUCUCUGUCUGUGUCUAUCUAUGGCUGUGUCUAUCUAUGUCUAUAUAUUUAUGAGAUGGUUGCCCUCCAAACGGUCUGUUUGGUUGAGCUGCUGCAAGCAACCAAAGCCAAUGCUGAAUGUAAAUGUAUUUUUUUUGGGCAGAUGAGGUAAACAUUAUAGAACUAAAGUAAAAGCGUAGAGAAGAGGAUAACUUCCAUUCGUAGCCUCGUCUCAUCAGGAAACUGAACACACACACAGUGAUCAUUUGUGAUCACUGUUUUUAUUUUUAUUUUUCCAACCUUGACUUCAGCAUUAGCUGGGCUACUGAUUGAAAUGCGACAUUGCAAUAUAAAUAAUAAUAAAAAAAAUACAAUACUAUCAUAAAA
Messenger RNA from Gadus morhua (Atlantic cod), 1785 nucleotides. Its product is annotated as tumor necrosis factor receptor superfamily member 14. NCBI's taxonomy places the organism in Eukaryota, Metazoa, Chordata, Actinopteri, Gadiformes, Gadidae. Gene Ontology annotation, cellular component: external side of plasma membrane; membrane. Bases 162 to 923 code for a protein of 253 amino acids. The record is from RefSeq and is a predicted model, not a curated record. The transcript has 6 exons. Gene Ontology annotation, biological process: defense response to Gram-positive bacterium; apoptotic process; positive regulation of peptidyl-tyrosine phosphorylation. Gene Ontology annotation, molecular function: transmembrane signaling receptor activity; protein binding.